AUGCUCCAUUUCCGUUGCCUGUGCUUGAUUAUCGCUGCGAUAUUAGCGAUAUUUUAUCCAAUAUCGGUAAUUGGAAAUCGACCAAUGUUGGACCAAUUCAAGAAAUACGAUGUGAUCAAUUAUGAUGCUGAAGAAUUUGCUGAACAUCAUGAAAGAUCACGCCGUAGUCCAUCCGCUCAUACCAUGUUAGAAUUUCACGCAUAUCACAGACAUUUCCAAUUACGACUUAAACGGGAUACAAGUUUAUACACCGAUGAUUUUAUGAUCGAAUCCGGUAAUGGCCAACCGGUCGAAUUUGACAUGCAUAAUAUCGUUUCUGGACACUUGGUUGACGAUGCAAAAUCACUUGUGCAUGGGACGAUAGUCGAUGGCAUCUUUCAAGGUAAAAUUUAUACCGGAGAAGAACAUCCUGAACAAUAUUAUAUCGAACCAUCGACUCGUUAUUUCUCCAAAGACCAGCCUUUCCAUUCCAUUGUCUAUCGACGAUCGGAUGUUCGAGUCAAGAAAAGCUAUCAAGUGGGUACAUGUGGUUUAGAUGACAAGGAAAAUAUUCGUAUGAGUGAUAUAUUACAAAGUUGGGAACAUUAUGGACAAGCUUUAGAUACCAAAAGAAUUCCAUCGAUGUUUCAAAAUCAACCAUCUCAUUCUAAGAGGAAUAAACGAGCACCACCAACUAGAAAUACUUGUCAGCUCUUGGUACAAGCAGAUCAUACCUUUACCACCUAUAUGGGUAGUAAAGAACAGGCUAUCGCUGCUUUAAAUGGUUAUCUUCAGGCAGUCAACAAAAUUUACGAAGUAAUUGAUUUUGAUGGCGAUUCAUCAGCUGAUGGUAUCGGAUUUAUCGUUCGUAGGAUGAAAAUUAAUACAACAAGUGAUGCCAGCCAGCCUAAUAACCCAUUUGCUCCAAGUAAUAUCGGUGUAUCAAGCUAUUUGGAUAUUACUUCUACUGCUAAUCAUGAUCCCUACUGCUUAGCUUACACCUUUGCUGAUCGUGAUUUCGAUAAUGGCGUCCUGGGUUUAGCUUGGGUUGGUAGUGCAACGGGUAAUGCUGGUAUUUGUGCUAAGAAUAGCGCCUAUAAGGGGCAAAAAAUGUCUUUAAAUGCUGGUAUUGUGACUAUUUUAAACUAUGGCACAAGGGUUAGUACAGCCGUGACAGAAGUUACAUUUGCCCAUGAGCUAGGCCAUAAUUUUGGGUCGCAACAUGAUCCUACGACUAAUACACAAUGUGCGCCUGGCUCGCCUCAAGGCAAUUAUAUUAUGUAUCCACAAGCAACUACAGGCCGAGAUCCUAACAACAAGCAAUUUUCAAGUUGUAGUAAAAACUAUAUGCAACCUGUCAUUAAUGCUAAAGGAAUUAGUAGCAGUGGUUGUUUUGUAAAUCGAGCUACUUCUAUAUGUGGCAAUGGGGUCGUUGAAGGCAAUGAACAGUGUGAUUGUGGUUAUCGAUCGGAUUGCCAAGAUAACUGUUGCAAUGCUCCUUAUGAUAAUCCAUCUCAAGAGCCUGCUGGUUAUCAAGCAUGUACCCUUAAAGCAGGCUCUGUUUGUGGCCAAAGCUCUGGCAUUUGUUGCAAUCCUACAAAUUGCCGAUACUAUGAAUCAAGUGAUAAUCAGUUAUGCACAGUAUCGACUGAAUGCAGCCAAAAUGCUUACUGCAAUGGUAGCCGCUAUCAGGAUAAAUGUCCAACACCGGCAUCGAAACCAGAUGGAACAUCAUGUCGUAAGGGGAGUAAUGUAUGUAGCAAUGGUGAUUGUGAUGGAUCGAUAUGUUUAGCUGCUGAUUUAGCCAGUUGUGCUUGUACUACUCAAGCCGAUUAUUGUAAUACAUGUUGUAAAUCUGGUAAUACUUGUGUUUCAAGUAAGACGAUUAGUGCAUUAGCCAAUUUUAGCGUUCAACAAGCACCUGGCUCUUCCUGUAACAACUUCCAAGGCUAUUGCGAUGUAUUUGGUAAAUGCCGUGCUGUUAAUGAAAAUGGACCGCUAACGAAAUUAACCAAUUUAUUAUUCUCGGCAGAAGGUAUAAGAAAUAUGUUGGAUUGGAUGAAACAAUAUCCAUGGGCGGUUGCACUAAUUAUUGCUGGUUUUAUAAUCUUGAUGGCCUUAUUUGUCAAGUUAUGCAGCCGAGCUACACCAAGUGAUAAUCCAAAAUUUAGCUCAAGGGUAUCAACACCGCGACGAGUUGAUGUUGCUCCAACUGGUCAUAGUCAAGAAAUGUCUGAUCAUCAUUAUUAUGAGCAAGAGGAUCGUUACGAUUAUAAUAAAAGGCGAUAUUAA
This is a messenger RNA of Trichoplax adhaerens, 2271 nucleotides long. RefSeq lists its product as uncharacterized. Gene Ontology annotation, biological process: Notch signaling pathway; membrane protein ectodomain proteolysis. The coding region runs from base 1 to 2271 and encodes 756 amino acids. NCBI's taxonomy places the organism in Eukaryota, Metazoa, Placozoa, Uniplacotomia, Trichoplacea, Trichoplacidae. The record is from RefSeq and is a predicted model, not a curated record. The transcript has a single exon. Gene Ontology annotation, molecular function: metalloendopeptidase activity. Gene Ontology annotation, cellular component: plasma membrane.